Molecule: messenger RNA, 1542 nt
Organism: Laccaria bicolor S238N-H82
Lineage: Eukaryota; Fungi; Basidiomycota; Agaricomycetes; Agaricales; Hydnangiaceae
Exons: 3
Coding region: 28-1542 (504 amino acids)
Source: RefSeq, a predicted model, not a curated record
GGCAUAGCGAAAGCAUCGUCUCAACUGAUGACGGUGCAAAUACCUAUACACCAUAUCUCUGGAAGCGACCCCGUUUCCGAGCCAACUGAACACUCAGUGAGGGUUCAUGGGCUUCAUGAGAACUACGAGAGGUCUACAACCAAAAAAUUCAAGGUUACUUCUGGGCUAGACCCAUCGCCAGAGCCUCCCUUGAUCCAGCGACUGCCCGCAGAGAUCUUGACAGAAAUAUUUACCUACUGCGUCUGCGACGUCACCCGACCUCCUCCUAAAGAGGUAGACUCCAUUCUACGAGAGCCGUGGACCGUAUCCCAAACAUGCCAAUAUUGGCGCAACAUCGUUCUAUCCUUCCCCAAGCUCUGGUCCUACAUCCACCUAGACCUCUCCGAGAUCCAGGAAAAAGAUGUUAUACUAAAAACGAAUUUUCCUGAAAUGCUCGCACUAUGGAUGAGCCGCUCUGGUUUUAAAACCCCUCUCCAUAUCACAUUCCACGACUUCGCUGUCCCAACAGACGACAUCCGCCUCCGGUCUAUAAGCCGAAACCUCAUGAGCACCCUCGUAUCUCGAUCAAACCGCUGGGCCGAAGUCUCCCUCUGUGUAAGCCCAUCCAUCGUGCAUUGCCUACGCCAAGUCAAAGCAAACAUCCCGCUCCUUCACUCCUUCACCCUCAAGUCCACCGAUCCCUUGGCGGGAUCUCCAACAGUCAAAGAAGCACGGCUUUAUAAGCUCCUGGUAUCCGCACCCGCGCUACGCAAUCUAACUCUCGACUUCUCCCGCAGCUUCGUUCUUGACAAGCUCCAACCCCCUUACGCGCAACUCCAAUCCGUCUCAGCUAGAACCCUCACCCCGCACGUGCUCCUCUCGAAAACCCGUAGCAUUAAGAGUGCAAGCAUCCGCGCGGUGAUGUUUUCUGGGUUUCUGUACUCUAUGUGCACAGUGGCCAUUUGCCCCGAACUGACAUCCCUCGAACUAUUUGUCUCCCCCAUCCUCCUCGACUUCCUGGAGCUACCCGCCUUGCAACACCUCUCCAUCCAAUACACCACGGAACCUGAUGACUUUGCGCGCAUCACGUCCCUUAUCAACCGUUCGUCGUGCUUCAUACGCACGUUGAAGCUGUCGCAAGUCACUUUACCGCGUAAACAAGUAGCGAUCGAGCUCUUUGAGUGUUUGCCCAGCCUAGUAGAUUUGGAAGUGUCUAUAGACAAAGGACGUUCCGAAACGUUCCAUGGUUUCGUGAAUGCGAUGGUCAUCAAGCCAUCCACUAAUCCCACUCUGGAAUCCGACAAAAAAGAGAACGAAGUCCAAUCGAAUCUCCUCACUCACCUCGAGCGAAUCAAGUUUGAGUGCCCGAGGCGCGGUGCUUACUCCUCGAACGAUGUGAAACAACUUGUGGACAUGGUUGAGUCGCGCUGGCGGCUACACGUCGAAUUGGACAACGAUGUAGUCCAGUUGAAAACUAUCCAUCUUGCCGCACCUGCGUUGAGGCAGGAAAGGCUGGAGUUGAUGAGAGAGGAGGGGUUGGAGGUCAUUGGGGACUUUUAUUGA